Molecule: messenger RNA, 3790 nt
Organism: Mobula hypostoma (lesser devil ray)
Lineage: Eukaryota; Metazoa; Chordata; Chondrichthyes; Myliobatiformes; Myliobatidae
Gene: slc25a38b
Product: solute carrier family 25 member 38b
Exons: 9
Coding region: 365-1225 (286 amino acids)
Biological process (GO): glycine import into mitochondrion
Cellular component (GO): mitochondrion; mitochondrial inner membrane
Molecular function (GO): glycine transmembrane transporter activity
Source: RefSeq, a predicted model, not a curated record
CCCAUCGCGGUCCAACAAGCGCGCCGAGCUGCGGAGAAGCAGCUGAAACCGGUUUGGAUCGGGCGAGAGGCGCAGGGAAACAGCGGCGGCGGCGGAGCCGGAGCCGGGAAACCCGGACGAAGAGCGUGUCCACACUCAAGGUGCCACGCCGAGCCCGAGAACCAGACCCCAGCCCAGGAUCAGGGAGGCAGCAAUUCAUCCCGGGGUCAUCGAGGGAUCCCUCCAGGACCAGGGACCUGAUUCCAUCUGAGAUCCAGGGAUCUAAUGCUGACUUAACAACCGAAUCCAGCUCAGGACCGGGAAGCCCAAAUAAUCAGAGCUGAAGACGUUAAUCCAGGAUCGAAUCCUGAGGAAGAAAGAAAACAUGGAGGUUUUUCUGUGUCACCCCGUGCUGAAGGCCUUCAUGUGCGGAUCUCUGAGUGGGACCUGUUCGACGCUGCUCUUCCAGCCCCUGGACCUUGUGAAGACUCGCCUGCAAACUGUGCAAGGUUCAGUGAGUGGGUCUGGGCGUGUUGGAAUGAUCACCAUUUUACUGAAUGUUAUUCGUACUGAGCGAAUUAUUGGAUUGUGGAAAGGAGUGUCUCCGUCAUUUGUCCGAUGCAUUCCCGGUGUGGGGAUUUACUUCAGCACACUCUACUCCACGAAGCAGCACUUCUUCAGCGAGAGGAGCCCAACGGCGCUGGAGUCGGUGGCUUUAGGUGCCAGCGCUCGCACUGUAGCGGGCAUCUGCAUGUUGCCCGUAACCGUGGUGAAGACUCGAUACGAGAGCGGGAAGUUUCGAUACGAAAGCGUGUUCAGUGCUUUGAGAAAUAUCUACAAGACUGAGGGUGCACGGGCGCUGUUUAGCGGACUGACAGCCACACUCCUCCGUGAUGCCCCCUUCUCCGGGAUUUACCUCAUGUUCUACACGCAGACCAAGAAAGCAGUGCCUGAAAACCGGUACGAGACGCCGAUUGUCCCUCUGAUCAACUUCAGCUGUGGCAUCUUCGCAGGCAUUUUGGCUUCUUUGGUGACACAGCCAGCAGACGUCAUAAAGACACACAUGCAGCUGUCUCCCGAGAAGUAUCGGCGAGUUAAACACACCAUCGUUUUCAUCUUUGAGAACCAUGGUGUUGUGGGAUUUUUCCGAGGAGCCGUCCCUCGUUCAUUGCGGCGCUCACUCAUGGCUGCCAUGGCUUGGACAGUGUAUGAACAGAUGAUGACCAAGUUGGGCCUCAAGUCAUGAAAAGCCGGACAGUUAAAGGAAGAACCUUUGGAUAACGGAGAGAAGAGACAAUGUCACUGGAGUUUUGUGUGCUGAGACUUCAAUAGGCUUGAAGCCUUUGAGUGUGAACAGUGAUACUUUUUCUUUGGUUUAAAAAAAACUGGCUUCAUAGCAGGGUGAAGUUUACACCGUUUCAACCAAGCCAGAGAAUUCCUAGUAGUCAUGCAGACAUCCACAGUAACCUCGAGCCCUGUGCUGUUCCACUGAGGUUAUGUAACAGCCAGAAGUCCCCGUUUGUAACUCUGGAACCUGCCUGACCUUUUCCCAAUUGACCUUGGGACAGUGGAGAUUAAGCAGCAAAAGAAGGUUAUUAAAAUACUGCAGUCAAUACCAUUUGACGGAAACCGUGCGUCACUCCUAUUGAUUGUGACCAAGCCCAGUUAACGGACAGAACAGAGGAGUAUUUGUCCUUGUGUGAGAUAAGAAUGCAGAGAUCACUGUGCCAAUUGAUCUAUUUAAAUUUUCACUUUUCCUGCAUUAAAGAAUCAUGCUUUAUUAAAGAGUACAUGUGUAUGAAUGCAGCGUCCUCUGACAUGCCCAGUCAUUCACAUCAGGAAUCCACAGUGUUAGGUGAAUUAACUAGUGUUAGGCUGCUAUUGCCUGCUGAUCCCUGAAUGGAGACAUGGAGAAAAAUGCACCUGUUUCCUGCCAGUUAACGUUUUCUGAUCCUGUCCUCUACUUAUACAAGUGUGUUGGUUGUAGGAUUGUCUGUACGGAUAUCAGGCUCUCUAAUGAAGAGCAGAUGUUUGGGACGAGAAGAUACUUGGUCACUCAAGGAUGAGGCUGUAUCAUCAAUGACUGCUGAGGGGUAUGGAAGAUGUAGUUGUGGUAGAGGUUGGAUGGGUUAGUCUCUCGUACAUUGUACCACUAUUUUAGCAUGGUGAGCACAGGAGGCCACAUUCAUCAUUUUUAUUGUGGCAGACGGUCUGAUGCACAGAGGUUCAUCCCUCUGAUUCAAGGGCAGUUACUCUCUAUCCUUCCUCCUCCCCACUUCCAAAGUACUUAACCAGAGGUCAGCAGCUCUCCCCACCCCAAAGGUUUUUUUGAAGAGUUCUAACUUUAGAUUCUUGUAAUUCACUCCACUCCUGCCCCAAAGCUUGGUCUUCAAUGAAUAGCCUGCUUUCUGAACCUACAAUUUCAUUUUCUUUGCUAACACUCCUUCACCUAACACUUGCCCAGAAGAUUCCCACGCAGGUUUCUUGUCCCUGGGCCGGGACAACACAGAGAAUCAUGUUGCUUCAGUCAGACUUGGGCUGAGAGUGACAAGCGGUGGAAAACACCAAGCAGAGACCAUAGACAGCAGAGUUCAGAUGGAGAAGAUUCAGUUUUUAUCUUUGCAAAUGGUGUGUUCUUAUUUCAUAAUAAUUAAUCUGAAUGGCAUGGUGCUGAAUUAUGAAUUCCACUACUGUUGUGCUGACUGGGAAGAGGGAAGUGGAAUUAUAAUUGUUGCUGUGUGAGACAUUUUAACUGUAGUUAAUAGACUUUGGAGUAUUAUAGUGUUCCAGUGUGAUGCAGAAUGAAAGGUUCUUUUGAUUGGAAUCUGCUUCAUCUGGUUUGGCGCCAGUGCUGGAGUGGUAGCCGACACAGAGAUGGAGUGCCAACAGUGAGGGGGAGAGCAGUACUAGUGAGGGGAGGGGGUGAACUGGGGUGGGGUGGCAAAAAAGAUAUUGCCUGUGAGGUAUUCUAUAGGUGAGCGUAGGAGUAGCAUAAUUGACAAUAAUAUGGCAUCACUGAGGAGACUGAGUUGCUCUUCAACGUAGUCCAGUUUUGACCUUUUAGAGGUGUGACCUUCCUGCCGUGUGUCAUAUCUCAUGAACCUGUCUACUCCAAUCCACGAACAUCCAAGCAGCCCCCAGCUGAUGCAUGCCUUGUGUUCCUUAUACUCGGGGUAAAGCGAUGAGUCUGGUAGAUGGGAGUGGGCUGCUUUUGGUACUGUUGCAGGUUAGGAACACCAAAACUUUGUACUAAACUUUUAUUUCAAUGCUGCCUCUGGGCUCCAAAAUGGUCCUGCAAGUCAAAAGCUUCACAAUGGGAUGAUGUAAUGGUUUUAGCACCUCUUAAAUCCUUGUUAAGUAAUACUAAUGUAGUGAGUCCCAUUAAACCAACCCUAGGUAUUUUGUUAUCCUGCACUGUGAAUAUUUGGUUUAUUCUUGGAUGGUUGUUGAACUUGAUUCCAAUCACCAACCCCAGCCUUCCCAAGCUCACCUGGUCAACUAUCAGUGAAGUGAGCCUGAUGCCAUGGGAGCUGCAUGACUGAGCCUUCUGGACCUCUGUGAGGCUGCUGAGGACAUUAAUGCACCCAAACUAAUCCUGAUCAGUACUGUCACUCAACAAACACAUCUGUAACUCAUGUCGUUUUAAAGAUUGUUGAUUCUAAUGUUCAACAUGUCUCGUCGUAAUGUUGAAUAAAAACAAAAUGUGCAAUAAUUGUCUUUGGGAUAAUAAAUGUGACAAAAGCAAAGGACUGCAGCUGUUGAAAAUCAGAAAUAAAACUAUAAAAUGCUGAAAAUAUCGGAUACAUUUUUG